AUGUAUGAUUUUCAGAUGUUUGCCUGGAUAACAAAUGAGAGCAGUUCACAUAGGUCAACGUUGUCAUGCACUUCGAACCGUGAUUUACGUAAUACGAAAAAUAGGCUGAGCCACGGAAGAAGAUUCGUUACGGCUGCAAGACCGGGUCAAAACCUUUUGGGCAUAGCCAUUAUAUUAGCAUUCGUUAUUAUUUUGGUCGUUCACGUAACGGUUUUUCCACUCUACGAAGUAGUACCACAAAGAAACGGUUUACGAAAACUCCUGGGCGAAUACGAGCAGAGUUUAUGCUCGGUUAAUUUGAAACCUUUGCGUCCGCGAAUACGUAGAAAAUGUCCGAGAGAUGGGAUUGUAACGGUAACGCAAGGUGGAAGGCUGGGGAAUCAAAUGUGGGAAUAUGCAUCCGUUUGGGCCGUGGCGAGACGAACGGGAUUGGAACCCUUCGUACCGGGAUGUUUGUUAAAAUCCCUGGAAGAAGUGUUUGUUGAUCUCACGGUACCGAAUUUGGGACACGUUGCUCAUUGUCGAAUCGAUUGGAAGGGUAUCGUAACGUUACCCGAUCAUUGGACGCGAUUGAAUCAAUCAAUUGUUUUACCACGUUUCGUCAUACUACCCGAAACGGUAUUAACUUGGAUAGAUGACAUACGACAGGAAUUUCGUUUCAAACGUAAACUAUCCGAAACGGCAGAAAAAAUCCUAUUGGAAGCCGCACAGAAUAGAAUAAAUCUAACGUACGUAGGAGUUCACGUUCGAAGAACGGAUUACAUAUACUAUUUAUGGAGAACGAGACACGUGCAAGCAGCAACCGAAGAUUUUUUUUACACGGCCAUGAAUUAUUUUAGAAAAAAAUAUCAAAAUACCGUAUUCAUCGUUGUGAGCGACGAUCCGGAUUGGUGUAAAAGUCAUCUAGGAGGUCCAGAUGAAGAUGUUUACGUGGCUAGCAUACCGGGUAUAACUGGACCUGGACAAGACAUAGCCACAAUGUCGGCUUGCAAUCAUUCCAUAAUCGACUAUGGUACUUUCGGCGUUUGGGGAGCCAUACUUGCCGGUGGUGAAACCCUCGUCUAUAACAUGUCUAGGCAUUCGUCAAUUCGCGUUGCCGAACUCCUACCAAAUUGGCAAGUUGUCAGUUGGUAA
Molecule: messenger RNA, 1134 nt
Organism: Pediculus humanus corporis (human body louse)
Lineage: Eukaryota; Metazoa; Arthropoda; Insecta; Psocodea; Pediculidae
Product: Galactoside 2-alpha-L-fucosyltransferase, putative
Exons: 2
Coding region: 1-1134 (377 amino acids)
Biological process (GO): carbohydrate metabolic process
Cellular component (GO): membrane
Molecular function (GO): galactoside 2-alpha-L-fucosyltransferase activity
Source: RefSeq, a predicted model, not a curated record